This is a messenger RNA of Trametes versicolor FP-101664 SS1, 318 nucleotides long. RefSeq names its product UPF0287-domain-containing protein. The transcript is spliced from 2 exons. The record is from RefSeq and is a predicted model, not a curated record. The coding region runs from base 1 to 318 and encodes 105 amino acids. NCBI's taxonomy places the organism in Eukaryota, Fungi, Basidiomycota, Agaricomycetes, Polyporales, Polyporaceae.
AUGCACCCGCAGCUGACGGAGAAAAAGCUAGGUUCGCAUCCCCCGCCGGCCGUGUUCUGCAACGCCCAUACACGGCAUAACUCCGUGGCACUGACUCAUCGCGUUCUCAUAGUCUGCUUGGAUUUUAUCCAGGCGCUCGACGCUUGCCACGCCAACGGGUGGUCGCGCUGGACGGGUGCUUGCAAUCAGGCCAAGCAUGACCUGAAUAUGUGCCUUAGGAAGGAGCGCAUCGAUCGCACCACGAAAAACCGUGAAGACGCGAAGUCCCGGCGCGCCAAGACCGAGCAGGCGUGGAAAGAACUGCACGACGACGAAUGA